CCUUAAAAAAUGGAUACCGAGUACAAAUUCCUGAGAGAAAUCGACUGCAAGCAGGAAGCUGUCAGAUCCGUACGAUUCAGCGUUGACGGUUCUUAUUGCGUAACGUGCGGAUCGGAUAGAAAGUUGAAGUUAUGGAAUCCGUACAAGCCCGUAACAUUAAAAACGUAUGGUGGUCAUGGCGACGAGGUUAUGGAUGCCUGUGCGUCCUGUGAUAGCAGCCAAAUUGUGUCCUGUGGUCUGGAUAAAUCUGUAAUCGUCUGGGAUGUGUCAACUGGUGUUCCUGUACGCCGUUUCAGAGGUCAUGCAGGUCCAGUUACGACAGUGAGAUUCAACGAGGAAUCAUCGAUGGUUGUCUCUGGUUCUCGUGAUAACAGUGUUAUGUGUUGGGAUGUACGUUCCAAAGCGCAAGAAGCAGUACAAUCAUUGAACGAUGCUAAGGAUUCUAUAUCGAGUGUAAGAGUUUCUGAUCAUGAAAUCUUAUCUGGUUCUUUUGAUGGUAAAGUACGUACCUAUGAUAUACGUGUAGGACAACUGUGUGCAGAUUAUAUGGGAGAUGCAAUUACAUGCGCCAGUUUCACCAGAGAUGGCCAGUGUUUAGUUGUUAGCUGCGCAGAUGAUGUAAUUAGAUUGAUCGAUAAAGAUUCAGGAGAACAACUCGGUGAAUUUAGAGGUCAUAUUGGAAAAGAUCUUUGUCUAGAAUCGAGUGUAGAUUGCCAAGAUACAAAAAUUCUUUCGGGCUCAGCGGAUGGAAAGUUAUGGGUUUGGGAUCUUGUAUCUCAGAAAGUGGUCGCAAAACUCUCAGGAUUUAAACCAACUAAGUAUGCUACUGUAUCUAUAAGUGUUCAUCCACAAAAGAAUUGCUUUUUAGCCUCUAAUGGAUUUAAUAUAUUAAUGUGGAGUACUUCGUCUCAUACAGAUGAUGAAUAAUAUUAAAAUUAGUGUGAAGAUAAUGAAGUCAACAUUAUAACAAAUUAUAAAUUUUGAAAACUUACAUCAUAUAUAAGUUGCAUUUUAUACAUCAUAUGUGUGUAUACUUUUGUAUUAGUAUUCAAAUUUUAUUGUUAUUCAUCACCUGCAUGAGAUCUUUAUAAUGGUACAAUUAUUUCUAAAGAUUUUUAUAAACUUUAUUGCAAAGUAAAAUACAAAUAUUGCAAUAAGUGAUUUAACUUUAAAAAGACUGUCCAUACUAUUAAUAGAAUUGUCUUUUAAUAUUAUUUAAUCAUUCAUAUUUGCUUGAUUUCAUGUUUUCAAUAAUUCUUAUAACAAUUAAUCCCAGAUUUCUUUUUUAUAAAUGAUUUAGUCUGUAUUUUUUUAUUCAUCAAUUCGAUUAUUAGAUAUAAAAAAGUUUGAAACAGAGAAUAUAACAUUGUCACAAUAGUAUAUUAUAUAGUGUAAUAUAUGAUACUCUAUUGUAAAAGGUCAAUUCUUACAAUACAUUUUUAUAAAAAACAAUAAUGUACACGUUUAGAGAUCUAAACAUUGACAUUUGUAAGAGGUAAACAAAUGGAAAUUUCAUUUGAUUAAUUUGAGAAAAAAAUUUAAUAUUUAAAUGCAAAUAUAUAUAUAUAUAUAUACAUAUGUAAACGCGCGCAUGCGCAUUUAUGCGAGCAAGAUUUGACGCUGACGUUUCUGAUUUAUAAU
This is a messenger RNA of Nylanderia fulva, 1641 nucleotides long. Its product is annotated as WD repeat domain-containing protein 83. Gene Ontology annotation, biological process: mRNA splicing, via spliceosome. Gene Ontology annotation, cellular component: catalytic step 2 spliceosome. The record is from RefSeq and is a predicted model, not a curated record. NCBI's taxonomy places the organism in Eukaryota, Metazoa, Arthropoda, Insecta, Hymenoptera, Formicidae. Gene Ontology annotation, molecular function: protein binding.